GACGGCGACGGCCGCGCGUACUCGAAAACGGCGGAAUCCGUAAUUGUACAAUUUUAAGCUGAAUGUACCUAUUCAGAAAGUGAGCCAAUAUAAUUUCAGAAUAUAACUGAAUUUUUCGGGGUCUCGGGUAGGGAGGAUCGGCUGGUGGGGGCAAAGCGGCAUUUUAAAUUGAAAAUAGUAGUCAGUCGGUUGGCAGCCGCUGUUGAUCGAGUUUAAAAUUUACUUUUGUUAACCUUUUAUUUAUUUUUGUUAUCAUUUUCCACCACCGAAAGGCUUAGUGCACCCCAUUUUUUUUUCGAAAUUGUGCGAUUCGCCCGAACUGUGUUAGUGCAAAGUGCGCGGCGUAUACAGUGCGUGACAAUUUUUUUUUGCAAAUGUGGGAAAAUCACGUGUACGCAAAAAAGUUGCGUUUAAAGGAAUGACUGAAUGUUGGCUGCAAUGGCAACAGUUACAUCUGGGCUCCUUUCGCCGAAUUCCUACGGGUUGAGUUCGG
Molecule: messenger RNA, 493 nt
Organism: Photinus pyralis (common eastern firefly)
Lineage: Eukaryota; Metazoa; Arthropoda; Insecta; Coleoptera; Lampyridae
Source: RefSeq, a predicted model, not a curated record